AUGUCUGCCCGCCAGCAGCAAAUGGGCCGACCAGGCGGCGCCCGCUUCGCUCAGUUCAAGCUCGUCCUUUUGGGCGAAUCCGCUGUCGGAAAGAGUUCGCUCGUCCUCCGUUUCGUCAAGGACCAGUUCGACGACUACCGAGAAUCCACCAUCGGCGCUGCCUUCUUGACCCAGACAAUCGCUCUCGAUGACACGACCACCGUCAAAUUUGAGAUCUGGGAUACCGCAGGUCAAGAGCGCUACAAGUCUCUGGCCCCCAUGUACUACCGCAACGCCAACUGCGCUGUUGUGGUCUACGACAUUACUCAAGCCGCGAAGGCUUGGGUCAAGGAGCUGCAACGUCAAGCCAACGAGAAUAUCAUCAUUGCUCUUGCCGGAAACAAGCUCGAUCUUGUCACCGAAGAACCCGACAAGCGCGCUGUCUCCACCGCCGACGCCGAACAAUACGCCCAGGAAGCCGGUCUGCUCUUCUUCGAGACCUCGGCAAAGACGGCCGAGAACGUCAAGGAACUCUUCACCGCCAUCGCAAAGAAGCUCCCGAUCGAGCAAGCCACCCAGAGAGGCAUGCGCGGCGCCCCCAGACCCGGUGUUGACCUCAGACCCGAGGCUUCCGGUACACAGGCUGGCCAGGGCUGCCAAUGUUAG
Messenger RNA from Aureobasidium vineae, 645 nucleotides. The record is from the annotation of a GenBank genome assembly. Lineage: Eukaryota; Fungi; Ascomycota; Dothideomycetes; Dothideales; Saccotheciaceae.